Molecule: messenger RNA, 1049 nt
Organism: Diabrotica virgifera virgifera (western corn rootworm)
Lineage: Eukaryota; Metazoa; Arthropoda; Insecta; Coleoptera; Chrysomelidae
Exons: 1
Coding region: 214-1044 (276 amino acids)
Source: RefSeq, a predicted model, not a curated record
AGAAGAUUGCAAAGCAAUUUUUAAACAACGCUUGCAGAAUGCACUUAAAAAAAUGAAGCCGUUAAGGUUAACUGUGUUUUCGGUGGUGAAUUUGUGAUCGCUAAAGGAAACCAGACCAUAAAUGCAUAUAAAUAUUUUACUACCCCGAAUGUACCCAUUUAUAGAGACACCAAUUUAGAUAAGUGGUUCAACGGAAAAGUAGUCGAGCCUAUUAUGAGAGAUCUAAGUGAGUUUCAGGAGCAAGAUAGUGGUUGGGCGUUAAAAGCAAUUGUUAAUUUAGGUGUUAACGUUAAUAAAUAUGUACCUCAACGUGGAUCCUCUUAUAUUGAUCUCCAUUUUCAAAUAAAGAGAAAACAGGCAUGCAUAAAUGUUAAAAAUGAGGAUGAGGCGUGCUUUGCGUGGGCAGUAAUUUCAGCUUUAUUUCCGGUUGAGCAAGAUGCACAACGAGUUUCAAAAUACCCGCACUACUCGCAGGUUUUGAAAUUGAAAGGCAUCCAAUUUCCGAUGACAAUGAGGCAGAUUCCGAACUUUGAGAAACAAAACGAUAUAUCGAUUAACGUAUACAUUUUAAAAACGGAAAAGAAGAUGAUUCAGGUUUUACCAUCUUUUCUCACUGAAAAUAAAAGGACUACACACGUAAACCUUUUGUUAAUUCAAAAUAAAAGUGAGACCUCAAUUACGUCACACUUUGUAUGGAUAAAAGAUUUAUCUCGUCUUUUAUCGAAACAACUAAACUCGUGCGGCUAUAAAAACUAUUUCUGUGAUCGAUGUCUACAUUAUUUUUAUUCUGAAGAAAAACUGAGCAAUCACAUGGUAGAUUGUCUUCAAAAGAAUAAGACUGCUACAAAAAUGCCUGAAGUUGGUCAGCACAUUUUAAAAUUCAAGGAUCAUAAAUACAAAAUUAAGACUCCAUUUGUUGUCUAUGCUGAUAUGGAAAGUGUAUUGAAGCCAAUUAACGAUCGCAAAAAUAUUCAAGAACAUAUUCCUGCAGCUAUAGGAUAUUUCUUUAAAUGUAGUUAUGAUGAAAAAUUAUCAUUUUAUUGAUCGUA